Triticum turgidum subsp. durum (durum wheat) is the source of this 2670-nucleotide messenger RNA. The record is from the annotation of a GenBank genome assembly. NCBI's taxonomy places the organism in Eukaryota, Viridiplantae, Streptophyta, Magnoliopsida, Poales, Poaceae.
AUGUCUUCCUCAAUGCCUGCCUCCAGUUCUUCCAGCAGGAACCGCCGGAGCACCCAGGAAAGGGUGUUAGCACAAACAACCCUUGAUGCUCAACUCAAUGCUGAGUUUGAAGAAUCUAGUGACUCCUUCGACUACUCCAAGCUGGUCGAAGCCCAGCGGGACACUCCAACCGUGCUGCAGGAAGGGCGGUCGGAGAAAGUCAUAGCCUACUUGCAGCACAUUCAGAGAGGGAAGAUGAUCCAGUCGUUUGGUUGCUUGUUGGCCCUUGAUGAGAAGAGCUUCAAUGUCAUCGCGUUCAGCGAAAACGCGCCAGAAAUGCUUACAACUGUCAGCCAUGCAGUGCCCAGUGUCAACGAUCCCCCAAGGCUCGACAUCGGCACCAAUGUACGGUCUCUGUUCACUGACCAGGGUGCCACGGCUCUGCACAAGGCACUAGGGUUUGCUGAUGUUUCUUUGCUGAAUCCUAUCCUGGUUCAGUGCAAGACCUCAGGCAAGCCUUUCUAUGCCAUUGUUCACCGAGCAACCGGCUGUUUGGUGGUAGACUUUGAGCCUGUAAACCCCACAGAAUUUCCUGCCUCUGCUGCUGGGGCCUUGCAGUCUUACAAGCUUGCUGCCAAGGCAAUCUCCAAGAUCCAGGCACUGCCAGGUGGAAGCAUAGAGCUGCUAUGCAAUACUGUGGUCAAGGAAGUCUUUGAACUUACAGGGUAUGAUAGGGUUAUGGCUUACAAGUUCCAUGAAGAUAACCAUGGCGAGGUCUUUGCCGAGAUCACAAAGCCUGGCCUUGAGCCUUAUCUGGGCCUGCACUAUCCAGCCACUGAUAUCCCUCAAGCGGCCAGGUUCCUUUUCAUGAAGAACAAAGUGCGGAUGAUUUGCGAUGUCCGCUCAAGAUCCAUAAAGGUCAUCGAAGAUGAGGCACUCCCCUUUGAUAUUAGCUUGUGUGGUUCAGCGCUCAGGGCAGCACACAGCUGUCACCUUCAGUAUAUGGAGAACAUGAACUCGAUUGCAUCCCUUGUCAUGGCUGUUGUGGUUAAUGAGAAUGAAGAGGAUGACGAGGUCGGGUCUGAACAACCAGCACAGCAGCAGCAGAAGAAGAUACUGUGGGGCCUUGUUGUUUGCCACCAUGAGAGCCCCAGAUAUGUCCCUUUUCCGCUGCGCUAUGCUUGUGAGUUCUUAGCACAGGUGUUUGCUGUCCAUGUCAACAAGGAGUUUGAAGUGCAGAAACAAUUACGCGAAAAAAGCAUACUGAGGACGCAAACAAUUCUCUCCGACAUGCUGUUCAAGGAAGCCUCCCCCCUGACUAUCGUAUCAGGGGCACCCAAUAUCAUGGACCUAAUCAAAUGUGACGGUGCUGCUCUUCUGUAUGGGGACAAAGUAUGGCGUCUGGGCAAUGCUCCAACCGAGUCUCAGAUACGUGAUCUUGCCUUGUGGCUGUCGGAAGUUCACAUGGACUCCACUGGCCUGAGUACUGAGAGCCUCCAUGAUGCUGGCUACCCAGGAGCCUCUGCUCUUGGUGAUUCGGUUUGUGGGAUGGCAGUGGCUAAGAUCAAUUCCAGUGAUAUUCUUUUUUGGUUCAGGUCACAUACAGCUCAAGAAAUCAGAUGGGGAGGUGCAAAGAAUGACCCAUCGGACCAGGAUGACAGCAGAAGGAUGCACCCCAGGUUGUCUUUCAAGGCAUUCCUUGAAGUUGUCAAGAUGAAGAGCUUGGCUUGGACUGAUUCUGAGAUGGAUGCUAUUCAUUCAUUGCAACUUAUACUUCGAGGGACGGUGGAUGGUGUCGUCAAGCCAACCGGAAAAGCUAGCUUAGAUGAACAGAUUGGUGAUCUAAAGCUUGAUGGGCUUGCUGAAUUGCAGGCAGUGACCAGUGAAAUGGUUCGUCUAAUGGAAACAGCAACUGUUCCAAUCUUGGCGGUAGAUGGCAAUGGAUUGGUCAACGGGUGGAACCAGAAAGCGGCAGAAUUGACUGGGCUAAGGGUUGAUGAUGCCAUAGGAAGGCACAUACUUACCCUUGUGGAGGAAUCUUCUGUAUCAGUUGUCCAGAGGAUGCUAUAUCUAGCUUUGCAGGGCAAAGAAGAGAAAGAAGUUCGAUUUGAGGUAAAGACUCAUGGCCCAAAGAGAGAUGAUGGCCCUGUUAUCUUGGUUGUGAAUGCUUGUGCCAGCCGGGACCUUCAUGAUGAUGUUGUUGGGGUGUGCUUUGUAGCCCAAGAUGUGACUGUCCAUAAGUUGGUGAUGGACAAGUUUACUCGGGUUGAGGGAGACUACAUGGCGAUCAUUCACAACCCGAACCCACUCAUUCCUCCUAUAUUUGGUGCUGAUGAAUUUGGAUGGUGUUGUGAGUGGAAUGCUGCAAUGACCAAGCUGACUGGGUGGCACAGAGAGGAAGUGCUCAAUAAGAUGCUUCUCGGUGAAGUGUUCGACAGUAGCAAUGCCUCCUGCCUUUUGAAGAACAAAGAUGCAUUUGUAAGCCUUUGUGUUGUUAUCAACAGCGCGUUAGCCGGCGAAGAAACGGAAAAGGCUCCAUUUGGCUUCUUCGACCGAAGCGGGAAGUACACUGAUUGCCUUCUGUCAGUGAACAGAAGGGAAAAUGAGGGUGGUCUCAUCACUGGGGUAUUCUGUUUUAUUCAUAUUCCUAGUCAUGAGCUGCAACAAGCACUGCAGGUGCAGCAAGCCUAG